AUGCUUCCUUAUUUCCAUAACUCUCCUUUAAAACCCAAAACUCCUGAUAUUCCUGAUCGCAAAAGCUUAAUUUACUUCCUUCAACCCUUGCUCUCCUUUCACAAUCCCCGUACAUGGCUUAUUCUUACCGUCCUCCUCNUCCCCACUACAUCUUCCGCCGCCGCUAUUUUAACCAUCACCGAAGUUGAUACUAUUACUAACUUGUGUCCUUUAGGUAAAGUAUAUGUCUACGACCUCCCUCAGUUAUUCAACGCGGAGUUAAUACAAAAUUGCCACGAAUUAAACCCAUGGAUUUCGCCAUGCGAAGCGCUGUCGAACGACGGUUUUGGCGGCAGAGCCACCGGACUUUCGAAAGUUGUUCCGGAAAGCCUUAUCGGGUCGUGGCAUUGGACGGACCAGUUUGCAUUGGAGCUAAUUUACCAUAACCGUAUGGUAAACUAUCGGUGCAGGACUAUGGAGCCGGAAUCUGCUACGGCUUUCUACAUCCCGUUAUACGCUGGACUAGCGGUGGGAAAGUACUUGUUUAAGAAGAACUCCAGUGCAAAAGAUCGUGAUAUGCAUUGCGAGCUGAUGCUCAUCUGGGUCCAGAAUCAAACCUAUAUGAAGCGUAAAAACGGUUGGGAUCACUUCAUAUCCAUGGGCCGCAUCUCAUGGGAUUUCCGCCGAUCGAAAGAUAAAGAUUGGGGUUCUAGCUGUAUAUACAUGCCGGGAAUGCGUAACAUCACGCGCCUUCUAAUCGAGAAAAACCCUUGGGACUAUUUCGAUAUUGGUGUGCCUUAUCCCACCGGAUUCCACCCCAGCACCGCUAAUGACAUCACCCAGUGGCAGAACUUUGUCCGUUCGCGUGAAAGAAAAACUCUCUUCUGCUUUGUUGGGGCGACACGUGGACUUAUAAAAAAUGAUUUUCGAGGUUUAUUACUGAGUCAUUGUUACAGCGAGUCGGACUCGUGUCGAGUUUUGGACUGUGCUGGGUCGAAAUGCUCCAAUGGCACUUCUGAAAUUCUAGAAACUUUUCUCGACUCGGAUUUCUGCUUACAGCCUAGAGGUGACAGUUUCACUCGGCGGUCUAUUUUCGACUGCAUGGUGGCCGGUUCAAUUCCGGUCUUUUUCUGGAAGAGAACGGCUUAUUACCAGUACGAGUGGUUUUUGCCCGAAGAACCAGAGAGUUACUCGGUUUUUAUAGAUCGGUAUGAGGUAAAAAGUGGGUCAUCCAUUAAAGCAGUUCUUGAAAAAUUCAGCAAAGAACAGGUAAAGUCGAUGAGGGAAAAAGUGAUAGAGAAUAUACCGAAGAUAGUUUAUGCUAAACCCAAUGGGGGUAUAAAUGGCAUUAAAGAUGCAUUUGAUAUUGCAGUAGAGGGAGUAUUGAGGAGAAUUAAGAAACAGGAAGGAGGGUAUAAAUGGUAAUAAACUAUGCAAAUGGGGAAAUUAAGGUUUAGGUAGAUAUGGGAGUGCAACAGCUUUGCAGGUGCAUGGCCAUGGCGGCAGUUGAGUUUAGUUACUGUUUUCCUGCCACAGAUACACCAUUGGAAAGCAGCUGCAGUUUGGGACGAAGUUGACAUAAACUUUUACUUAUAAUUUUGUAAUUUUUAUGUGAUGUAUUUAUGUAGUAUAAGUAGCUUAUAUUAGCGGCGAAGUUAAAAGAAUUUUUUCAGAGGUGUUCAAAUUUAAAAGAAAUGAAAAAAAAUUCUGAUAAAGUGUGUUCAAUAUUUUACUUGUGUAUACAAUAUAAUUUUUCGACGGUGGUCA
Messenger RNA from Nicotiana tabacum (common tobacco), 1746 nucleotides. Its product is annotated as xyloglucan galactosyltransferase XLT2. The record is from RefSeq and is a predicted model, not a curated record. Gene Ontology annotation, molecular function: galactosyltransferase activity. NCBI's taxonomy places the organism in Eukaryota, Viridiplantae, Streptophyta, Magnoliopsida, Solanales, Solanaceae. Gene Ontology annotation, biological process: xyloglucan biosynthetic process.